UGGAGGUUGCGAAAACAGGAGUAGACAGACUGUGUAACUGAAUAUGUGAAAGUGAAAGGAAGAAAGGGAACAAGUAAGACAUUUCAGUACAGAUUUCCAUCAUGAUAAGUGUCAGUUUGUUCCUGCUGUUUCUGCCCGUGGGGUUCUCUGCGUCUUUGGUGGGAUGGGUACAGUCUCCAGGAUAUCCGCACGGCUACUCUCCUCAGUCUGCUCUGGAGUGGAAACGCUGUGCUCCCGAGGGACACACUCUCACCCUCACCUUCAUACACCUGGACCUGGAGGACAGCCAGGACUGUGAGAACGAUGCCGUGAGGAUCUUCGUGGAUGACAUCCCACACUCCACUCUGUGCGGACGCAUGUCGACGGCCGAGCUGCGUUCUUCCGUUAAUCCCUCGCUCUACUCCCCUCCGAAGGGCUGCAUCUCACUCAAGUUCAGUGCCGACUACUCCAACACAAAGAGACACACGGGCUUUAGGGCGUUUUACACUAUUCAAGAUGUCGAUGAGUGCACAGACCCGGCGAACGAGUGCUCUCACCUGUGUAACAACUUUAUUGGAGGAUACCGAUGCACCUGCCCACCUGGAUACCUGCUGAAUUCAGACAAACACACCUGCACAGUGCAAUGCGAUGAGGAUCUCUCUGGAUUCAGGGAGGGAGCUGUGAGGCCACCUGGGAUUUUAGGCUCCUAUGCCUCAGAUGCUCGCUGUAACUUCACUCUGUCUGUGGAUGAAGGCCUUCAGCUACUGCUGACCUUCAACAAAGACUUUGACAUAGAGAAAGGAGAGGACGGCAACUGCAUCGAUUCUGUGACGAUUGAGACACCCUCGGGUUCUUAUGGUCCAUUCUGCGGCAAAGUACCUCCCGAACCAAUUCGCACUGGUACCGCAAAAGCUCAGAUCUUGUUCAGUUCCGAUGGAGGAGGGUCAAACAAAGGCUUUACCCUCAGUUACAAAGUCACAGCAAUGACAUGCUUCGGAAAGGUGACUCCACAUUCCAGGUUGACCCCCCAGCUUCCAGAAUAUCCAUACGGCAGCACCGUCACUGUACAAUGUGACGUGGGAUAUUUCGCGAGCGUGGUUGACACAAAGAGCGACGUGCCAAAUGAAUUUAAGUCAACGUGUCAGAAGAAUGGGGAAUGGAGUCCAGUUCAUCAGUGUACACCGGUUGACUGUGGGAACCCUGAAGCUGAUCUUCCUGAAGUAGUGCGGUUAAAAAACCCAACACGCAACACCCUAUACCAGGGCAAAAUCCAACUGGAGUGUGAAUCAAAAUAUUACAAGCUGGUUGGAUAUGAUUCAUUCACAUGUAAUGCGAAUGGAGCCUGGGUCUCGGAGAAUGGUAAAGAAGAGUGGCCUCGAUGUGUUCCAGUGUGCGGGGUAACUGAUACACAGGGUACUGGUGCUGGCAGGAUUACCGGCGGGCAGAAAGCCCAUCUUGGUUCAAUCCCUUGGCAGCUCCUGAAGAAAAAUCCUCGAGGAGGUGCAGCUUUGAUCAGCGAUCGCUGGGUCAUUACUGCCGCCCAUGUUGUUGAUGGCCAAGAAAAUUCCGUUGUCAGUUUAAUGGGGGGCAUGGUUGACGGCCAAGAUAAAAAUGCUAUCACCAUGGAGUCAGAGAAGAUCAUAAUUCAUCCCAAAUAUCAUAAAGUUGGCCGUGCUGGUGAAGAUCCCCCCAGCUACGACAAUGACAUUGCCUUGAUCAAGUUGUCAGAUAGGGUGAAACUUGGCCCUAACCUGCUACCUGUGUGUCUGCCGACCAAUAAGGAUGGGCGUGCGAUGGAGGGCAAGGAUGGCACCAUCUCAGGGUUUGGAGCAGUAAAAGAGAAUAGAUUAAGUCGGUAUUUACUUUAUGGGAAUGUGCAGGAGAAGUCAAAAGACAUCUGUGAGAAAUCCAGAGUUGGGAAGUUACCUUUCACACAGAAUAUGUUCUGUGCUGGCGGUGAUAAAGGUGUAGACAGCUGUAAGGGUGACAGUGGAGGUCCACUGGUAGUUCCUGUGUUGGGCUUUGGGAAUCCUGAUAGACCCUAUCAGCUAAGGGGCAUCGUUUCUUGGGGUCAAAACAGAUGUGGAUCGGGAGGAUUCAUCGGCUUCUACACCAAGGUUCAGAACUACCUGGACUGGAUCAAGGAAGUCAUGGAAGCAAACUAGUUUCAGUUUGAAAGUAGAGAUGCGUACAAACACUUUAUCCUGUUAUGCCUUGUUCAGCUUCUUUUCAUUUGUGUUUGUAAUUCAGUUGUCAAAAAGUGCACUCAAUUGUAUACAUGGAUUUUGAUUUACUCCAUCAAUAAA
Molecule: messenger RNA, 2285 nt
Organism: Chanos chanos (milkfish)
Lineage: Eukaryota; Metazoa; Chordata; Actinopteri; Gonorynchiformes; Chanidae
Product: complement C1s subcomponent
Exons: 11
Coding region: 102-2144 (680 amino acids)
Biological process (GO): zymogen activation; complement activation
Cellular component (GO): extracellular region; blood microparticle
Molecular function (GO): serine-type endopeptidase activity; calcium ion binding
Source: RefSeq, a predicted model, not a curated record